Thunnus maccoyii (southern bluefin tuna) is the source of this 1881-nucleotide messenger RNA. RefSeq names its product guanine nucleotide binding protein (G protein), beta polypeptide 1-like (gene gnb1l). Lineage: Eukaryota; Metazoa; Chordata; Actinopteri; Scombriformes; Scombridae. The transcript is spliced from 7 exons. Gene Ontology annotation, molecular function: protein binding. The coding region runs from base 216 to 1202 and encodes 328 amino acids. The record is from RefSeq and is a predicted model, not a curated record.
CCACUGCUGUGAACAGGGGUCCUUGAUGUGUGGCGGAUGUUUUGUAUCCGUUAUUGCUCCGCUGGCUGAGUUUCUCCGACAACUGUCAAACCACCGGUGUCUCAUUGAAAUGGUAUUUGAUGAAGUUUUGUUAAAGCUUCUUUUCUACUAUAGUGACCUUAUUUCCCAAGUGGGCGUCAUGAUGUGGGUUUGUUGCCUCCUUGCAUGAUCCAGGGAUGUCUCGUCCUGCUCCAUCCCCCAUCUAUACCCUGAGGGGGGCCGGUGGACCCCUCAACACCCUCCACUUUAGCUGCCAUGGAGGGGACACACCCCUCCUCUUUUCUGGGUCGGGGAAGGGUGCCAUCCAUAUGUGGAACCUGAACAACAGGAGGACUGAGAAGAUUUUAGAAGGUCACUCUGGUAGUUCAGUCAUCUGGGUUAGCACACUGCAGUCGACAGAUACCCUCAUCAGUCAGGGACGGGACAUGCAGGUCAAUCUGUGGGAUCUGAGUGAAGGUCGCAGUGAUGUUGUGGACUCCAUGUGGACCGGCAGUGUUGGAUUCUGUCAGUGCUCCUUGUUGGAGAUGAGACCUGGGACCUUCCUGCUUGCCUUUGCAGGACAACAGACAGAGGAGAUCAAGAUUAUUGAGCUGCCCAGUAAGACCCCAGUCUGCACCCUGGCACCAGAUGCUAAGCUGGGGAUGGUCAUGUGUAUCAAACUGUGGCAGCCAGACUCCGGGCCCGGACCUCUCCUGUUGGCUGGAUACGAGGACGGUUCCCUCUUGCUGUGGGACGUAACCCAGAGGUCCAAGCUGAGUGAAGCCAAAGCCCACCCUGAACCCGUCAUGUGCAUGACCUUUGACACGGAGCGUCUGAGGGGCAUAUCCGGAUCCUCUGAGAAGAAACUCUCCCCGUGGAUGCUGGACGGACAGAACAACCUGCAGCUCCAGGACUGUGUGACGCUUGUCAACCCCGGGGUUUCCCAGCUUUGCAUCAGGGGUGAUGGUAAGCUGUUGGCAUCAGCAGGCUGGGACCACCGGGUACGAGUAUUCGGCUGGAAGAAGCUGCGACCGCUGGCAGUUCUGCAGUACCACACUGACAUGGUGCUAAGCGUGGCCUUCUCUGACCACAAGGACCCCAGACAAAGACUGCUGGCUGCUGGAUCCAAGGACCAGCGGAUCAGCCUGUGGUCAAUAUACAAUGAGGGUGCUGACACGGGCUGAGCCUGUGACCUCUGGGAGAAUCUAUGGACUUUUAAAUGAUACUUUACUUUUUUAACUCUCAUCUGUACUGAUGUUGGGUUGACUAACUGAUGUUAGUAGAAAUGGUUUGAUCUCUGGACAUAUAGAAUGCAUAUAUUAUAUUUAGCUAUAUUUGUUUCUCGAUAUUAAACUCUUGCAGUGAUAAAAUGCCAUGUUGAAGGGUGACAGAAGCAAUGUCUUUUUUAAAUAACUUAAUUUAUAAACCAGAGUAGGGGAGUGACAGAUAUUUUUUACACAGCAGUCUAAAAGAUAAAACCAAUAAAUAAAUAAAUAAAUUUGACUAAUUUGACUCAACACAUCCAAUGUGUUUCAAAAAUGUUUUCCAGAAGAGUAGCAGUUUUUGUGCUUUUUUAUUUUGGAGAUUUUCCAUAUCUGUUGAAAAAAGUUCAGAAUUAGUCACAUUUCCCUAGCAGUACUUUUUAUACAGUCAUCAGUCAUACUGUUGUUGGUUUUAACAGGUAAAAACCAGACCAUGUAUUCUGACAAAUAAAUUAAUUUGCUGAAGCAACUAAAUAUUGACAAAGACACAUCUUAACAUUUUUUUUGGAAUAGCAGCAGUUAAAAAAAUGUAUAACAUUGAUUCUGUUUCAGAUUUACAAAAAGAUUAUGUGUCCAUUAAUAAAUUGUGAAUCAGUUAUUA